CUUAAUUAACACCUUUUGAAUCAGAAUAUGAAUAUUUGUUCAAAAUCCAAGAACCAAUCGAACACACAUCCCUGUGCACUCACAAUUCUUUACUCUUUCUUUUUUUGAUUUUUAGCAAACCCCUCUGUCAGUUGUCAGAUUUAAUAACAUGAUCAAGAAUGUUUUACUCUCUUCAUCGUCAUUAACAAGUUAAUUAUGUUUCUUUUGUGGCUGCUAUAUUUACUCUUGGAUUUCCAUUUCUAGAGAGGGGGCGCCUAAUGCCUUUUGAAGAUGGAGAUGAGGAGCGAGAAGAAUGUGAGGUUUUCUUCUGAGGGGAAGCAGCAAAACAAAUUGACAUCUACAGUUUUGAAUUCUGAUAGAAAAUGCAAGAUAAUUAAGUCCCUCAACUUUGGUGGUGCCAAGGUUUUUCCUGAGCAGCAGGAGCCAUGCCACAAGCAUAUACUCGACCCUGGUAGUGAUAUUGUGCUCAACUGGAACAGGGCAUUCAUAGUUUCUUGCCUAUUGGCGCUUUUCGUCGAUCCGCUAUAUUUUUACCUGCCUAGUAUAGGAGGGAGUAAGGGUUCGUGGUGUGCGAAAACGGAUGUCAAGUUGCGGAUUGUCGUAACCUUUUUCCGCACCAUUGCCGAUCUUUUCUAUCUCUUGCACGUGGUGAUUAAGUUUAGGACGGCAUAUGUGGCUCCCAGUUCACGAGUGUUUGGUAGGGGUGAACUUGUGAUGGAUCCUAAGAAAAUUGCCCGGAGAUAUCUAAGAUCUGACUUCUUCAUUGAUCUAGUAGCAACUUUGCCUCUGCCUCAGAUGGUCAUCUGGUUCAUCAUACCGGCUACAAGAAACAACAAAUCAAACCAUAACAACAAUGCUCUUGCUCUGAUUGUACUGUUACAGUAUAUACCAAGGUUAUACCUCAUUUUCCCAUUGAGUUCUCAAAUAAUAAAAGCAACAGGAGUGGUGACCAAAACUGCGUGGGCAGGGGCUGCUUACAAUUUGAUACUCUACAUGCUGGCAAGCCAUGUCCUAGGCGCGGCCUGGUAUGUACUGUCGGUUGACAGGUACUUGUCUUGCUGGAAAUCAGUAUGCAAGAGAGAAGAAAGCCCUACAAAAUGUUCUCUCUCGUAUUUGAACUGCGACGCUGCUGAUAUUUUGGAGCGUAAUAUUUGGAUUAAUGGCACCAAGGUGUUCCAAAGUUGUGAUCCUGACCAGGAGAUUAACUUCAAAUUCGGGAUUUUUGAGAAAGCUGUAAUGAAACAGGUCGUAUCUUCUAGCUUUGUCCGAAGAUACUUCUACUGCUUAUGGUGGGGCUUGCAGAACUUAAGUUCAUAUGGGCAGAAUUUGUCGACCAGCACGUACAUUGGAGAAACAUCAUUUGCCAUUCUCAUUGCUAUAUUGGGUCUUGUUCUGUUUGCACAUCUUAUUGGAAAUAUGCAGACUUACUUGCAGUCAUUAACGGUUAGGCUCGAGGAAUGGAGACUCAAAAGACGAGACACUGAGGAAUGGAUGCGGCACAGACAGCUUCCUGAAGAUUUGAGGAAACGUGUUAGGCGCUAUGUUCAAUACAAGUGGCUUGCAACCCGAGGAGUGGAUGAAGAAGCUAUUCUCCAUGGGUUGCCCGUUGAUCUGAGCCGUGACAUACAGCGCCACCUAUGCUUGGACCUUGUCCGACGAGUUCCUUUUUUCUCCCAGAUGGAUGAUCAGUUACUCGAUGCUAUAUGUGAACGAUUGGUUUCUUCGUUGAGUACGGAGGGAACUUACAUUGUUCGUGAGGGCGACCCUGUGUCGGAGAUGCUCUUCAUCAUCAGAGGACGACUUGAGAGUUCAACUACAAACGGAGGUCGGACUGGUUUCUUCAACUCCAUCACCCUGAGACCUGGAGAUUUCUGCGGGGAGGAGCUCCUAGCCUGGGCUCUGCUCCCGAAAUCAGCUCUCAACUUGCCUUCUUCUACAAGGACGGUUAUCGCCCUUGUUGAAGUCGAGGCUUUUGUGUUGCGAGCGGAAGAUCUCAAGUUCGUCGCUAAUCAGUUCCGGCGCCUACACAGUAAGAAACUGCAGCACACAUUCCGCUUCUAUUCUCAUCACUGGAGGACUUGGGCUGCGUGCUUCAUACAAGCUGCGUGGCGGAGAUUCAAAAGGAGAAAGAUGGCUAAGGAUCUUGCCAGAAUGGAGUCAUUUGCAAUGGAAGGCAGCGAUUCUUCAGCUGCUACAACGACGACCCCCUCGACAAUCAGCUCAAAUCUUGGAGUGACGAUACUAGCUUCAAGAUUUGCUGCAAACACCAGAAAGAAGAUUAAACAUGUACAUUUGCCUAAACUCCCAAAACCUGAGGAGCCCGACUUCUCUGCUGAGCCAGACGAUUAGUCUAGUCGAUGCAUACAAAAGAUUACUACUUUCUCUGCAGUUUCAUCAUUGAAUGUAGAAAUAUUUGAUAAUAUAUAAUCGGAAAUGGUUAUUACA
Molecule: messenger RNA, 2445 nt
Organism: Salvia hispanica
Lineage: Eukaryota; Viridiplantae; Streptophyta; Magnoliopsida; Lamiales; Lamiaceae
Product: cyclic nucleotide-gated ion channel 17-like
Biological process (GO): potassium ion transport; transmembrane transport
Cellular component (GO): membrane
Molecular function (GO): voltage-gated potassium channel activity
Source: RefSeq, a predicted model, not a curated record